GAAAUAGGUUGGUAUGUCAUUUUAUUAGACGGUAGAGAAGUAGCAGAAAGUCUGAUAGAAGGGUUUGUUUAAUAGGAUUUUUUUUUCUUUGGUCGAUAUUUUAGGUUAUUAUGGCAUCGCUGUUCAAGAGGAAGACGGUGGAGGAUGUCAUUAAGGAGCAGAAUAAGGAGCUGAGAGGACAGCAGAGGCAGAUCACGCGAGACCGAGCCACACUGGAGAAACAGGAAAAACAACUGGAGCUGGAGAUCAAGAAGAUGGCCAAAUCAGGGAACAAGGAGGCGUGCAAGAUCCUGGCCAAACAGCUGGUCCAGCUGAGAAAACAGAAGACCAGGACGUACGCCGUCAGCUCCAAAGUCACAUCUAUGUCCACUCAGACCAAACUCAUGCACUCGCAGAUGAAGAUGGCAGGAGCCAUGGGCACCACCGCUAAAACGAUGCAGGCAGUCAAUAAGAAAAUGGAUCCUCAGAAGACUUUACAGACGAUGCAGAACUUCCAGAAAGAAACAGCAAAGAUGGAGAUGACUGAAGAGAUGAUUAACGACACACUGGACGAUCUGUUCGAGGACUCAGGAGACGAGGAAGAAUCUCAGGACAUUGUGAACCAGGUGCUGGAUGAGAUUGGCAUCGAGAUCUCGGGGAAGAUGGCCCACGCUCCCUCUGCUACCCGAACCAAACCCGCCGCCUCCACCGCCAAGGCAGAUGGGAUAUCAGACGAGGAGAUAGAGAGACAGCUAAGGGCUCUCGGAGUGGACUAACGCCAACACGUACAUCUCUGAUUUGCCUGGCAACACACACACACACACACACACACACACACACACACACACACACACUACUGAACCCUCAGCCUUGAUCUUUGCAGUCAUUUAAACAUGCCUACUCUGGGUGAAAAAAGCGCCACAGCAGGAAAUUAAAUUCCAUUAUUGUGGUAGGACUCUUAACACCAAGCCACUGUUUGAAUUGUAUUAAAAAUUAAAAAAAAGUCCAUUUUUGAAGAGAUGUUCCUAUCCAGUUUUGAGUGCAUGCUUGCAUAUCCUUGGUUUUAUUCACUAUUGUAAAAACCCAUUAAAUAUAUUGAAUAUGUAUUGAAAUGUAUAAGAGGUUGAGAUCAGUUCAUAAAGAAAAAAAACCCUUUCCUUUCCCUUUCCCUGAACUCUCCUGAGAGAUCUACCUCCAAUAACAGACUGGAAACGGUGGCACUGUUCUUUGGGAUUCGUUGAUUCAUCCUUUAUACUUUUCAUAUCACUCUUUUGUUGUUUUCUUCUUUAAAAAAAAUCUACCAUCCUGGCACAUCAGUAGCAUUUCUUGUUAAAAUUACUUCCAAAAUCUCAGACAUAGUUGAGCGCUUUAUUCUCCGAUGCCUCCCAGGUAACUGUCUGCCUGCCUGAUUUGCUUUUUCUGGAUUGAUUUUCUGGGAUUUCAACUGAAUAACAAUGAAUACGAGCUAACGAAGCAUGAAAAUCAGCAGUUAGUGUGACAAAGCUAAAUUACUUUCACUCCUUGCUGCCAGUCUUCUUUUUAUUUAUUUUUUUCCCCUCGCCCUUUGCCUAGGACCUUUUGCUGUUUACUGAUUGUCCAUCAUCAAGGCUUUGUUAAACGAGAAUGAAUGAUGAGACAAGGUAGCAUUUUAAACGACUGAUCUACAUUGCAGAUGCUGUUGCUAUCUUAAGCUUCGGGGUUCAUUAAGCACGUCUUAUUGUAGGAGUGCUGGGAAGUAGGUUUGGUCGACUCCAGGCCAACUUCGAGAUUAGUUUGGAUGGAUGGAUACUCUUUUGUUUUUUGGAGAAUUUACCCUGCAGUCUUCUUGUUUCAAGUCAAACAUUUAUCACUGCACGGGGGAGUGCACAAUGUCUCAAAGCAAGAGUUUUUUUUUUUUACAUUUAUUCAGAUCACAAUCCAAUCGGCAACGGGAUUCCCUUAACAACAGCUCUGUUGUCUGAAUCUAAUGUUCACCCUACACCAGGCACAAUUCGCCGUGUCUUUAAAAAUCACUCCAAUAGUCUUUAUAAAUGUGUAAAUAGUGAAAGUAUGGAUGAUUUUAUGAUUGAUGUUUUCUGUUUCUGAUUCAUAGCCAUAUUUAUCAGAGUUAUGGGAUGUUGAUAUUUGUUCAACAGUUAUGGGAGGUUUUGUUUUUUGUUAACCACAAAUAAAACACCUUUUUAACGA
Messenger RNA from Neoarius graeffei (lesser salmon catfish), 2166 nucleotides. RefSeq names its product charged multivesicular body protein 2Bb (gene chmp2bb). Gene Ontology annotation, cellular component: ESCRT III complex; multivesicular body. The transcript is spliced from 6 exons. The coding region runs from base 111 to 755 and encodes 214 amino acids. The record is from RefSeq and is a predicted model, not a curated record. NCBI's taxonomy places the organism in Eukaryota, Metazoa, Chordata, Actinopteri, Siluriformes, Ariidae. Gene Ontology annotation, biological process: protein transport; endosome transport via multivesicular body sorting pathway; late endosome to vacuole transport.